AUGGUCGUGCUCGGCCUCGCUCUCGGCGUGCUCGCGUGGAAGCUCGAGCGUCCGUUCUUGGUGUUUGCGUCGAGCGUCGUGGGUGCGAUCGCGACGGUGUGGGGCAUCGGCUUCUUUGCGGGCGGGUACCCGAACGCGGGCAACCUCCAGGCGACCGUCUCGGCGGGUGGCGACUGGGUCUACGACAUUCCGAGCUCGUGGUGGUACUACCUCGCGGCCACGAUCGUGCUCUGCGGCCUCGGCAUCUUUGUGCAGUUUCGAGAGCUGACGCAGCACAAGCGGCGCGAGGCCCAGCAGGCGACGUAUGCGAUCCCCGAGACGCCCAAGCAGGGCGACCCGAUCCGCCACGUCUAA
Messenger RNA from Saprolegnia parasitica CBS 223.65, 354 nucleotides. RefSeq lists its product as hypothetical. Gene Ontology annotation, cellular component: plasma membrane. Bases 1 to 354 code for a protein of 117 amino acids. The transcript has a single exon. The record is from RefSeq and is a predicted model, not a curated record. Lineage: Eukaryota; Oomycota; Saprolegniomycetes; Saprolegniales; Saprolegniaceae.